Molecule: messenger RNA, 891 nt
Organism: Penicillium griseofulvum
Lineage: Eukaryota; Fungi; Ascomycota; Eurotiomycetes; Eurotiales; Aspergillaceae
Exons: 1
Coding region: 1-891 (296 amino acids)
Source: RefSeq, a predicted model, not a curated record
AUGGUCGAUUGUUUUAAGGCUAUGGCGACUUUCAUGAAAAAAUUCAAACGGAAGCGCAGAGUGUCUACAGAGCUCCACUCUCGCUGGGGUGAUGUUUCUAUCACCUAUCCCACACAAGGGUCCUGGAAUCAGUGGAAUCAAUCUUCUGGUUUCACCAAUAAACCAGCAAGCGCAUCUGAAGAAAAUCAACAAUACAUCCCGGCUGGCCCAUUACGCCAGCCGAGUUCUGGUGACUCAAGCAGACGCUCUCGAAGCGUCGGCACCCGCGAACAUCAAGUGGGAGACCCUCCACCUUUUCCCACAGGUUAUUUUGACCAAAACAUUCGGCGUCGCGUGGGAGAUACCCACACACCGCCAGCUCAUACACCACCGGGUCAAGGACUUGGCCUUGGUGAUCUGAGUGGUGGGCCAAGUCGCCGACCUUCAAGCUCUAUCAUCAAUGACGAAUGCACUACCGACGAGUCUUGCGACGAUGAAGAAGAAGAGGAAGAAGAACGCGAUACUCUAGGCCCACGAAUUCAAUUAAGCCCUCGGGAAUACGGCAUGGGAGAUGUGUCACAGAUCCCACGCGACAAUCCCGAAGAUUUCGAUAUCCCAGCCAAGUCUCCUCCACUCGCUGUUACUUCGCGCAUGCGCCGUUGCAGUCUCCAAAGCUGUCUCACAGAACCUACAGCAUCUAUAUCUGGUGGUACCAACUCGAGACGAACAAGCUUUACCGCUGCUUCUUCUAUCUCUGCACCCUCUAUGCCGCCAUCUACACCUCGUGUUGCGUACAAUCCACCAAAGCAACCUCCCUUUCCAGAGAAAAGAUACCCUCCCCGUACUAAACAGCGGGAACCCGAGCCUGCGCCUCAGGAGAUGGUGCCUUCCUAUGACGAGCUCUAUGGUUGA